Molecule: messenger RNA, 2916 nt
Organism: Oxyura jamaicensis (ruddy duck)
Lineage: Eukaryota; Metazoa; Chordata; Aves; Anseriformes; Anatidae
Gene: TMEM231
Product: transmembrane protein 231
Exons: 8
Coding region: 471-2393 (640 amino acids)
Biological process (GO): regulation of protein localization; keratan sulfate proteoglycan biosynthetic process; carbohydrate metabolic process
Cellular component (GO): ciliary membrane; ciliary transition zone; Golgi membrane
Molecular function (GO): N-acetylglucosamine 6-O-sulfotransferase activity
Source: RefSeq, a predicted model, not a curated record
GAGCAGUCGGACCGCUGAGUUCCAAGGCGGGCGCGAGGACAUGUCUGGCCCUGCCGAGGUGCUCCCGGGGCGCUGGAGGUCGCGUCCCGGGUCCUGGUGCCGUGGCAAGCGCCCUCGUCUGCGUCCUGCUCCCGUUGCCGGCCGCAACGAGCCGUCCCGGAGCGCGUGAGCCCAGUGCUCAUUGGCUGAUGCGCCCGUUGCUCCUCGGCGCCUUGGCGCGCUGAUAGGCGCGGCGUCCCGUCAGUCCGGCGUCUCGCCGUUGCCGCGGUUUCUGGCUGAAGCAGAGCGCAUACCGUGAGCAGCCUACCGUGCGGUUCCGGUACGAGGUACUUUUCGUGGCCACCACCGGGCCCGGCCCGGACAGUUUCUUGGCGUGGAGCACUUUCCCAGCGUUCAACCGGCUCCAGGAGGACAGACUGCGAGUCCCGCUUCUGUCGACUAGGGAAGAAGACAAAAAUCAAGAUGGCAAAAUGGAUCAGUUGCAUUUUAAAUUGGAGCUUCCGCUACAAUCUACCGAGCAUGUAGUUGGUGUUCAGCUGAUUCUAAUCUUUUCCUACCAGCUCUAUAGAAUGUCAACACUUGUGAUGCAGAGCAUGGCGUUUCUUCAGUUUUUUUCUCCUGUACCAGGGUCUCGGCUCUAUAUGAAUGGAGACCUGAAACUGAACCAGAGGCAAUUACUUAACCACUGUGGACUGGAUACCAGAUACAAUGAGUCUGUGGUCAAUGGCACAAGUCCUUUUGCAGCUGACUAUGAUCUAACAAACAUCAUUGCAGCAUAUCGAGGUAGAAAUGUGACGACAGUUUUUUCAGAUCCCAACCCUGUUUGGAUGACUGGAAGAGCAGCAGAUACACCAUUCAUCAUUAAUGCUACUAUUCAUUACCCAGAGGAAGUUAUUCUUAUCAGCCAGGAUUUUGGGAAAUUAUUAAAUUUGCCUGGAUCCAGUAUGUCAGCAUUCUCCUUAUCUUUAUCUGGAUCUUUGAUAGGAUUAAAAUGUUUGUGUUCCAGAAUCAGGUGUUUACUACAACUCCAAUAUCACCAGUUCUGCCAUUGUCUCCAGUGUUGUCCUACAAACAGCAUCAGUCCUGAAGAAAUGCCUGAGAAAACGUUAAAGAAACCCAGUUCAAAAAUAAGUACCUGCUUUUAUUAUCUAUACACACUUUUUACUUUGAAAGAUAGAACUUGCUUUUUAAAUUGCUUUUCCUCGGUGAGAAUGGCAAGGAUUCGGAUCUCUAGCACAAUUGUUAUACUUUUUGUUAUGGUUCAGACUGGAUUCUUAGUCUUCAUGUAUGCCCGGUACAGUAGCUUCAUGCUUCAGUCUGAGGAGAAAACGUCUCAAGUCCACAUCCUCAUUCUCUCCUCGUGGCGGUCAGGAUCUUCUUUUGUUGGUCAACUUUUCAGCCAGCACCCCAGUGUCUUCUACCUGAUGGAGCCGGCCUGGCACGUAUGGGUUACGAUGUAUCAGAACAGUGCCAAGGUCUUGCACAUGGCAGUGCGGGACCUAGUCAGGUCGGUCUUUCUGUGUGAUAUGUCUGUGUUCGACGCUUACAUGCCUUGGAAAAGAAACUUAUCAGAUCUUUUCCAGUGGGCCGUGAGUCGAGCUCUAUGUUCAGCUCCUGCUUGUGACUCCUUUCAACGUACUGACAUAACCAGUGAAAUGGCAUGCAAGACUCUUUGUGGACGGUACCCAUUCACCAAAGUGGAGGAAGCCUGUAAAACUUACAGCCAUGUUGUCAUCAAGGAGGUUCGUUUUUUUGACUUGAAGGUCCUCUACCCACUUCUCACUGAUCCAUCCCUGAACCUCAAAAUCAUUCACCUGGUCCGUGACCCCAGGGCAGUUGUCAAGUCACGGGAACAAUCAGUCAAAGCGUUAGCCCGUGACAAUGGAAUUGUUCUGAGUACCAAUGGCACUAAAGUGGAAGAUAGCAAAUACAAAGUAAUGCAAGAGAUUUGUAGAAGUCAUGUUCAGAUUUAUGAAACAGCUACUCUAAAACCACCUAGUUUCCUUAAAGAUCGCUAUCUAAUGAUCCGUUUUGAAGAUCUGGUAAGAGAUCCAUUAUCAGAAAUCUCAGAAAUGUAUAAAUUUGCAGAUCUUAGUUUGACCCCCACACUCAAAAGUUGGGUCUAUAACAUCACACAUGGACAGGGGCCAGGAAAAAAAAAAGAAGCCUUCAAAAUCACGUCUCGAGAUGCAGUUAAUGUUUCCCAGGCCUGGAGAAAUGUUCUUUCAUUCCAGAAAAUUAAGAAAAUACAGGAAGUUUGCAAAGGUGCUAUUAACAUGCUUGGCUAUCAGCUAGUGGAUUCAGAAAAAGAACAAAGAGAUCUGUCACUGGAUUUAGUGUUGCCAAGAAGACAAAACCAAUUCAGCUGGUCAUCGGUUAAUCCAAAGAACUAAGACGUUACUUUGAAAGAUGGGGGUGAGGGGUGGGGAGUAUUUAUCUAUUGUGCAGUAGAUAAGUGAUUUGAAAAUCCUUGGCUGAUGAGUUUAAUUAGCUUCCUGUCUGAUGGUUCUCCAAGUAGUGUAAGCAGUUUUUUUUUUUUUCCUGAGUUUUGUACACUACAAAACAAACAACAACAACAACAAAAAAAAACACAUGAAAAAUGUAGCAAGGUACUUGUGCGAUUGCAAAUUUAUAGCAGAUCUGGGCUGUUCUCAUCUUUGUUUUAAAAAUAUAAUUUAAAUACUUUGUAUUAAAUAAGUUUGACAAUUGAUAAUAGUUUACUUAUAGUUCUGUGUUUUAAAUACUCAAGAAUUUCUGCCUUUAAUUUGUGUGUAGGGAACAAAGUAGAAACUGAUUUCACAUUUUUACCUAGAAUCACUUGACUUUUUUCUUUUGUUCUAAAGUUGUGCAGUUGUGUAUUUUUAGGCUUCCUUUGAAGCUUUUAAUUUCAACAUAAACAUUCUCCAAGUGCUGGGA